CUCUCUGCUUCACACUGCGCACUGACACCUCUUCAUUCUCUCCACAGAAGACACAACGUGCGUCUACAGACACAUAAAAGUAGCGCGCGUUAUUUCUACCCUUUUUUCUGCUUAAGCCUUUUUUUAUUUGACUGUCCUUGUGGUCCCUCGGAUGCAACCGUGGGAUUUAAUAGCUGUCAUGUCCAUUGGCUGAACUGAAGAUCCUAAUCGUGUAUCACUGCUAUCAUGGAUACUAUCGGAGUUUCAUUUCUAGACCCGCUGGAGGACUAUGAGAUCAUUCAGAGGAUCGGCAGUGGCACAUACGGUGAUGUGUUUAAGGCAAGGAACAUCAAGAGCUCAAAAAUGGCUGCUAUUAAAAUUGUCAAGCUGGAUCCAGGAGAUGACAUCACGUCUAUUCAGCAGGAGAUAACCACAAUGAAGGAGUGCAAGCAUAAGAAUAUUGUGGCCUAUUAUGGCAGCUACCACAGAAACACAAAGCUGUGGAUCUGUAUGGAGUACUGUGGAGGAGGAUCAUUGCAAGACAUCUAUCAUGUGACUGGGCCCCUGAAGGAGAAACAGAUUGCAUAUAUCUGUAGAGAAACUUUGCAGGGUUUAAAUCAUCUCCAUGAAACUGGCAAAAUUCAUCGCGAUAUCAAGGGUGCCAACAUACUUCUUACUGAGCGAGGAGAUGUCAAACUGGCUGACUUUGGGGUUGCUGCAGAGAUCAGUGCCACUGCUGCCAAGAGGAAAUCUUUUAUUGGAACGCCCUACUGGAUGGCCCCUGAGGUUGCAGCUGUAGAGAAGAAAGGUGGCUAUAACCACUUGUGUGACAUUUGGGCGGUAGGCAUCACUGCCAUUGAGCUGGCAGAGCUGCAGCCACCCAUGUUUGAUCUUCAUCCCAUGAAAGCUCUGAUGCUGAUGUCCAAGAGCAGUUUUCAGCCUCCUAAACUGAAAGAUAAAGCAAAAUGGUCUGCAGGGUUUCAUAGCUUUGUGAAGAUGUGUUUGACGAAGAAUCCUCGUAAGAGGCCCACAGCAGAAACUCUUCUACAGCAUUCCUUUGUUACUCAGCUAUUAACAAGAAACCUAGUUAUCGAGCUGCUGGACAUGGCCAACAAUCCAGAUCUCCACCAGGCACCCAGCAUUGAGGACAACGAUCAUGACGCUAAUGAUGCUACCCCUGAUAAGAUCCAAUCAAAGGGAAAGUCUUUACCAGUAGAGAGAAGUCUUUCUGAGGAACAGUUCGAUCAGGUCAAAUUUGCACCUCUGAGGAGGAAAGAGACAGAUCCUUAUCCAGAUCUGGAUUCAUGUGACGACUGGAGCAUUUCGGGUGAUGAAACUGAGUCACCGAGCCUAUUGGAGUGUGUGGAACAGGAACUGCAGCAGAGGAGCCUGACAAUAAAAAAACAGCCGCCUUUUGAGUGGGGGAAGAGGAAAAGUGGAUUAUUCAGUCCUCCACCAGUAUUAGCCACUGCAUCACUUCCUCCCAUGAGCAAUUUCACUACCGCUCAGCAGGGCACAGAUCUAACCCUGAGACCCAGUGUUACCCUAAAGCCUGAUACGACACUUCGGCCCAAAUCAGCUCUAAUAAGAUGCUCAGCCAGUCAUGAUGUGCGGCAGUGGGACAGUGACCCUUGUGUUCCUGAGGAAGAUGACGAUCAAGAUGAGCAGCAAAGCCUUUCCACCAGCAAGGAUACAGCUCUCUCUCCCGAGUGGAGCACAAUGAGAAAGAAAGCAGAAGAGUCGAGAGCUGAUUCUCAUGGACUCCCUCCUACCCCCCUAGUCCAUAUGGGGGCGUGCUUCUCUAAAGUGUUCAAUGGCUGCCCAUUAAGAAUCCACUGUGCAGUGACAUGGGUUUUUCCAAAAACUAGAGAUCAAUACCUGAUACUGGGGGCAGAGGAGGGGGUCUACACACUCAACUUAAAUGAGCUUCAUGAAGACACUUUGGAAAAGUUACUUCCACAGAGAUGUACAUGGCUAUAUGUCAUGAACAAUGUCCUCAUGUCUGUCUCUGGAAAGUCAUGCCAGCUUUACUCUCAUAGUCUGACAGCUCUGUUUGAGCAGCGUGGACAUGUCCAGAGGAAACCGAGUCACUUAUCACUCAGCACCAACCGCUUCACAGACAGAAUCAUCCACAGGAAGUUUGCAGUGUCACUGAAAAUCCCAGAGACUAAAGGCUGUCGAAAGUGCAGUGUGUCUCGUAACCCGUAUACAGACAGCACGUUUCUUUGUGCGGCUGUGCCGUCUGGACUUGUUUUACUCCUGUGGUAUGAGCCCCUGCAGAAAUUCAUGCAUCUAAAGCACAUAGCUGUAAUCCUUCCAGACCCUCUGGUCAUUUUUGAGCUGCUGGUUUUGGUCACAGAUGAGCUUCCUCAGCUCUGUGUAGGUGUGAGGGAAUGUCAGCCAAGAAGUGAUAACCCUCAGACAAAGCAGCAACUAAAGUUUGACAUAAUUGAACUGAAUGGCUCACCAAAUUCUAAUUCAGAUAGUGAAUGUGUGAAAGCAGGGCAGGUUACACAGUUAGACAGAGAUACAGUGCUGAUUGCAUUAGAAAAAACAGUGAAGAUUGUCAAUCUGAAGGGUGUCCCAAGCAUGGAUUUAGCCUCAGAAAUGGAGUUUGGUUUCCCCAUUGAGACAUUAGUUUGUCUACAAGAUAGUGUUUUAGCUUUCUGGAAGCACGGACUGAAAGGACUCAGCCUGCACAACUGUGAGAUAACACAAGAAAUCACAGAUAAAACCCGAGUAUUUCGGGUUUUAGGCACAAACAGAGACAUUGUUUUACAAAGCACCCCAACUGACAACUCUUCGGCACCCAGCAAUUUAUAUAUUUUGACUGGUCAUGAGAACAGCUAUUAAAAGUAAAGAAACAAUGAAAAGAGACCAGUGGAACUGGAGAUGGAGAGAAAUGCAAAAAUCAUCCUGGAGUAAUAUAAAGUCCAUAAAAGCUUCCAUAUUUUCACCUGUCUGAAAUCUCCACCUUCAUGCUCUGUAACAGAAGGACCCUACACAUAAAGGAAAAGCCUGUUGGUCUGAGUGUCACCAAAUACAGCAGUUUGUUACCAGAUUGUGUUUGUUUCUUCAAGGACAAAAUUACAACACCAAGACAUCUCCACACUGACAUAUGCACAUUGUCUAAAUGCACUGAAAACCCCAGAUAGAGCUGUGGAAGACUGUUUUAUAGCCAUUCAUUUUGUCAUCUGUGUCCUUGCACCUUAUCUUAUUAUAAAAUGGUUAAUUUUAUAAAGAUGGUACAUUAUAUGUAUGAACCACUAUCAGUGAAGUCAGAUCUGACAGAAAUACAGAAAGCCUUAUUCAUAAAUUAUUCAUAUGAUGCACAUGAUAGUAUUUAGAUGUUUAACAACUUUGCAGAUCUAAACUAAUAAAACUCCACCGUAAAAGACUUUCAUAUUAAUAUGUUUUUGAUUUAGCUGUUUGUUAACUGUUUCCUACAUUACCAGCAAUGCUGUUCGACUACCUGCUGAUAGUAGGGCCAGUGGGAUCCCACUACUACUUCGUCCUACUUAAAGCAACUGAUGUGGCUACGCUUUAGUCCGAUGGUCUGUUAGUCUUAAAGCUCUCUCACAUAUGCAUCAGUUCACUCAGCUCAAACAGAUAAGCUUUAACUUAAUGCUAAUGCUGCCAUCAUUGCCAUUUGGUUAUCGCCAUGAAGACUUCCAACUAGCCAUGUCAAGCCCACUUUAACUGCAUUCUAUAGCUGCAUUGCAUUUUGGAAUUCUCCUAUUUCAGUGUUGGCUCUCUCAUUAUUAUUAUGUUAAACCUUGCUGGAAAAGGUCUGGCUCUUCUGCUUUUAGAAGCUAGCAGCAAAAGAUGAUUGUUAUCACUUAUGUUUGAGAUCAUUAAAAGUGUUCUCCUAUUAGUGACACAGACACUAACUUAUCAAAAGUAUAACGAAAAUGCAGAACCAACUAUAAUCACCAUGCAUAUUAAAAAUGUUUCAUAAAUAUAAAUAUUAUAAAAAAAUAAAUAUUUUUUUAAAUAAAAAUUUAGGGUGGGUGGCGUCCUAUGAAGGAACAUUUACUUAAAAAUCAAAUGUUCCUAACAAUGAAAGGAAUCUAGGAGCAAGAUGCUGAUUUACAGCUAUUGAUUUUUCACAUCUUCAGUAAAAGCGUACUUUUAAUCUGAUCACAGGGAAAGUGAGUGAGUUUAACUACAAUAAACUGGUACACAUGGGCAAAAAAGUUAAAAUAUGCCUUGUACGUUUAUGCAUUUACCUCAUUUACAAAAAGUAUUUAAAAUGUAAAUAAAGAUAAUAGAAGUUAGAACAUGUUGUCACUGGGAUUCUUCUCUGCAUGUGUUUUCUUCACAGUGACUUUGCCUUAACAAUGUCACAUUUCUCUGAACACACACAUUCCUAAUCGGUCUGACCUUGGACUGAAUUUGCUGGGAUGACCACACCUGGGAAGGUUGGCAGAUAUCUCGAAGGCUUUUCACUUAAACAAUCCUUCUCUCUGUAGAAUCUUGAAUUUGGAGAUGAUUGUACCAGAUUUUAAGCAGCAAUAACUUCUUCUAUGUGAAAGAGGAGAUACUCUGAAAAGGUGUAGACACAUCUGAGUGCUCCAAAGCACCAAAAUGCCAAAUGAUGAACUAAUCUUGUGUAUUUCAUUAAUAACAUCCGGCUGCGCUCAUAAUAACUGUGGAAGUAGAAAGAGUGUACUUAUUUCCCCGCUGGUUUUUGAAUGAUGGUUUUUCUGUUUGGGAAAAAUAUUGA
Molecule: messenger RNA, 4705 nt
Organism: Tachysurus vachellii
Lineage: Eukaryota; Metazoa; Chordata; Actinopteri; Siluriformes; Bagridae
Gene: map4k2
Product: mitogen-activated protein kinase kinase kinase kinase 2
Exons: 32
Coding region: 226-2832 (868 amino acids)
Biological process (GO): protein phosphorylation
Molecular function (GO): ATP binding; MAP kinase kinase kinase kinase activity
Source: RefSeq, a predicted model, not a curated record